Molecule: messenger RNA, 3738 nt
Organism: Lytechinus variegatus (green sea urchin)
Lineage: Eukaryota; Metazoa; Echinodermata; Echinoidea; Temnopleuroida; Toxopneustidae
Product: kinesin-like protein KIF18A
Exons: 20
Coding region: 124-3594 (1156 amino acids)
Biological process (GO): microtubule-based movement
Molecular function (GO): ATP binding; microtubule motor activity; microtubule binding
Source: RefSeq, a predicted model, not a curated record
ACCAAUCACAGCAGAUGACAAGUGCGGUUACUUCAAACGUGAAUUUGCGACUGUUUACGUAUGCACGCCGCCGUGGACAUUUAAAAAUUGGACUUUUCAAGGAAAACAUACUGAUCCUGAGCCAUGCGACCAAGGGCAGGUCGCCCUCAAGCAGGCAGACUGAAUCAAAAUGGAUCAACUUCCGAAUCUCAGCAGCAGACGAACAUCCGGGUCGUCAUACGCAUUCGUCCGGAAAACCAGCACGAACGAGAUGCACAGAAUUCUCGUACUGUUGUCCGUCCACUGGAUGAGAAGGUACUGGUCUUCGAUCCGCAAGAGGAAGCAUCGCCCUCGUACUUUCGUGGAAGACGUGUCCGGCAGCGCAAUGGGAUGCGGAGAAAGAACCGUGACAAGCAGUUUGCCUUUGAUCACAUUUUUGCGGAAGGGACGUCGCAGGAGUACGUCUACGAACACACCACAAAGUCUGUGGUAGACAGCGUUCUCAGUGGAUACAAUUGCUCUGUGUUUGCUUAUGGUGCGACCGGGGCAGGAAAGACGUUCACCAUGCUGGGUGGCCCUAACCAACCUGGUAUCAUGUUCCUCACCGUCAUGGAGCUCUACCAGAAGAUUGCUAGUGAGAAGUCAGAAAAGCUUUCUGAUGUCGCUGUGUCGUAUCUGGAGAUCUACAAUGAGACCGUGAAGGAUCUGUUAGUACCGUCAGGGCCUCUGGCCAUUAGAGAAGACCCACAGAGGGGCGUGGUCGUCAGCGGACUCUCCUUGCACAAGCCUAAGAAUGCCAAGGAGUUGUUUAGCAUGCUCGAGUAUGGCAAUACGAAUCGGACCCAGCACCCAACCGAUGCCAAUGCACAGUCUUCAAGAUCUCAUGCCGUCUUCCAGGUGUUUGUUCGACAGCGUGACCGGACAGCAAACAUCAGCACCAAUGUGAGGGUGGCCAAGAUGUCCCUCAUUGACCUCGCGGGAUCAGAGAGGGCAACGGUGACGACCAAUCGUGGAGCUAGGUUUCGGGAAGGGGCGAAUAUCAAUCGCUCGCUUCUGGCUCUUGGGAACUGCAUCAAUGCAUUGGCAGAUAGCAGGAAUAAAGGCAAGCAUGUACCGUAUCGGAACAGCAAGCUGACUCGGCUAUUGAAGGACUCCCUCGGUGGCAAUUGCAAGACAGUCAUGAUUGCUGCUGUAAGCCCCUCUAGUCUCUCUUAUGAAGAUACCUUCAACACGUUGAGGUAUGCGGACAGGGCUAAGGAAAUCAAGUCUAAUCUACAGAAGAACGUUGUUAGCAUGGACCUUCACAUCACCAAGUAUACCCAGAUCAUCCAAGAACUGAGGACAGAGGUUACCGAAUUGAAGGAUAAACUACAGAAGCAGACAGGGGUUGCUACGGCAACGGUCGACCUUCCAGCAAGUGUACCUGAUAGUGAACAUAUACUGGGUCUCCAGGUAGAGAUCCACAAGGUGUUCCAGGAGAGAUCCAGCAUACGCAAGGAGCUCCUGGAGCUAGAAUCCUUCGACCGAGACCUUACCGCCAAGAUCAUGCGAAAGACCCUGCUCGUGGAGAGAAAUCGGGUCUUCCACGGCAAGACCACGCUAGGAGAGAAGACGAUAUCCAAGUUGGACCGUGCUAUCGCCGCAGCUACGAGUCGCCAGGAGCGCGUUAGGACUCGUAAAGUUGGCGUGGAGCAAAGGAUGGCGGAUAAUGAAGGUGUUCUCGAGAGGCUCUCAGGAGAGAUGCGGGGGAGUGACGGUACCGUGCCACAGAUUUAUAAGGACACCUUACAUAUGAGGCAUUUGGAGAUUGAGGUGAAAGAUGGUCGAAGGCAGGCCAAGCAUCUGAGAAAGUUUGCACGGAAUCAGGAGAGUCAUAUCAAAUCCUCUGAAAAGCUUAUGCUGAACCUGAUCACAGCGUUUCGCAGUCAGUACUACCUGCUCAAGGGCUCGGGGUUCCUGACCCCCGACCUCGUCGAGCAGUUUGAAUCCAUCCAGAAGCAGGUCGAAGGUGAGAGAGAGGUCAUGUGGGCCGACCAGAGUCUCAACGAAGGAUCGGAGGAGCCGGGAGUCGACGACUUUAACAGGUUGCUCAACCUGCCUGUCUUGAGCUGUGUCCAGAUUACCCCAAGAGCACCUAUCCCUAAAAGAUCUGUGAAAACGCCGAAUUCUGCUGAUACCAAGAAACCAACAGCCACGCCUUGCCAAUCUAUGCCUAUCCGUCGGCUUUCCUACGCCGGAGUCUGUCAGACGAUGGUCGGCAUUACACCCACAGCUAACGGGAGAGCGCUUAGGAUACCUGAUUCUGAUGGCCAAAACAUUGGUCAAGCCCAAAGGAUUGCAACACCAUGUAACAGGGAGGAUCCCAACAAACCCCAGAGAAUUGUCACACCCCAGAAAAUCACCAAGAGUCCAUCCGGCUCCGCCCAGCGUAUCCCUUCGUACAACAGAGAUGAAAUUAAUCUCCCGCAACGGGUCCCAACCCCCCAGAAGUCAAGAUCUCCUUUUACUUCGGCGGAAGCCUUAGCGGCAACGACCUCUCGGACGUUGCCUUCCCCAGCAGGAGUUGAACGGUCCAGUUCACCAGUGGCUCACCUCGCAUCGGGAGACUCCACUUGUAGCAGAGUAGGGGGUGACAGCAUGACAAGCCCGGAUGUUUUGAGGACUAAUACAUCAGACAAUGUGGACAUGGAUGGCGUUGUGCCCCUCCCAAUUACACCACAAACGAAUGAAAAUUCCACCCAACUAACAAUGGAACAUGCCAAAACAGUGGUUAAAAAGUCGGUUGACACGCCUGUCUGUGAGUCGUUGCCAGUGAAACCUAUUGUUGGAGGAAACACCGUCAUAAAGAUCCCUGCAGAAAGGACCAGUGGACCAGUCCAUUCUCUUGAAGGGGUUGCCAGGACUAUUUCAUUCGAUGAGGAAGGACAAUCAAAUUCUCACCGCACGAACACGACUCCGGUAACUGGGCCAAAGAUGACGUAUGCUCAGGUUGCCAGCUCACCGGUUCUUCAACCCACCCGCCUUCCCUUCGGUGAACUCUCAAACUCUCCCCGCAUUAGCAGUGCGCCCUCUCCUGUCAAGAAGCCCGCAGGUUUCAACGAAUCAUUUACAAUCCACAAGGGUGUCUUGCAGGAGAACUUCAAGAAGGAUGCUCAGCAUAAGGGAUUUAAUAGGAGAGAAACGUUUGCUGGCAGACCGUCCUUACAACAUCAACGUAGCAAGUCACACGGUCAUCUAACUGGAAGCUCCAGUCAUUCAGUCAACAGGACGAUACAUGCAGACACCCUCAAGAAGUAUGGAAUGCCCUCUAUGGCUGACACGGCAUCAGUUGGUGUAACCAAGCCUAUUCCAGCCUAUAUGUCGAUGACCAAAGCAGCAGCUAAUAAGAGAAGGCUCAAUACUGGAAACCAAGUCAGCCAACGCUCGUACUCUCAAAGCAGCAAAGAAAACCAUUUCCCCACCAACAGAGGGCGCUCUACAUUCAGUUCUUCCGGUUCCCUGCAGAACAGCAACAGGACUGGCCUUGCCAGAGCAUUUAGUGUAGGAAACCUGCAUCAAACAACAAGGAAUGUCAAUAGGAGCACUCACCGGAAUCAGUCAAACUGGAAUCUUUGAAGCUGUUUUCAUCAAGUCUGUCAAGAAAAUCCUUUAAAAGAAUCUGUCAUGAUGGUCCUGAAAAUAUAAAAUAAUGAUACUUAUUAUAUAAAAAUCCAUUAUUUAUCUGUGCAGAGAGUAGAUUGCUGGAUUUCAUGUUAAGUG